Messenger RNA from Brachypodium distachyon (stiff brome), 2141 nucleotides. RefSeq names its product probable 4-coumarate--CoA ligase 2. Gene Ontology annotation, molecular function: 4-coumarate-CoA ligase activity. Bases 213 to 1937 code for a protein of 574 amino acids. The record is from RefSeq and is a predicted model, not a curated record. Lineage: Eukaryota; Viridiplantae; Streptophyta; Magnoliopsida; Poales; Poaceae. The transcript has 6 exons.
ACCCCCCUCUCCAACCUACGUUCGCUGAAUCGCUGCCACCGUAUUUAUUCGUGCCACCUCUCUCGUCCCACUCUCACGCCAGAGCUUACUUACUUCGAGCCACAGCGCCAUCGCGUUGUCUACCUAAGCUCCUCGCCAUUCAUAAUCUCGCGCACCUGGGUACGAACUCGAUCGCGAUCCGUUGUCCGUCCGUUCCUUAAAAACAGAGGAUCAUGAUCACCGUGGCGGCUCCGGAGGUGCAGCAGCCGCAUGCCGCGGCCGCGGAGUCCGUCUCGCGGGCGCCGGAGGAGACGAUCUUCCGGUCCAAGCUCCCGGACAUCGACAUCCCGAGCCACCUGCCCCUGCACGAGUACUGCUUCGCCAGGGCGGCCUCGCUCCCGGACGCGCCGUGCCUCAUCGCCGCGGCCACGGGAAGGACCUACACGUUCGCCGAGACGCGCCUUCUGUGCCGCAAGGCCGCGGCCGCGCUCCACGGGCUCGGCGUGGGCCACGGCGACCGCCUCAUGGUGCUGCUCCACAACUCCGUGGAGUUCGCGCUGGCCUUCUUCGGCGCGUCCUUCCUCGGCGCCGUCACCACGGCCGCGAACCCGCUCUGCACGCCGCAGGAGAUCCACAAGCAGCUCGUCGCUUCCGGCGCCAAGCUCGUCGUGACACAGUCCGCCUACGUCGACAAGCUCCGCCACGAGUGCUUCCCAAGGAUCGCCACGUCCACGACCGUUGAUGACGAGACGCUCGCCGUGAUCACCAUCGACGACGCCCCGGAUGGUGAUGACGAAUGCCUGUCGUUCUGGGGAAUAGUGGAGGCCGCGGACGAGAGCCGCGUCCCGGAGGCGGCAAUCUCGGCGGACGACGCCGUGGCGCUGCCUUACUCGUCGGGCACGACGGGGCUGCCGAAGGGCGUGGUGCUGACGCACGGGGGGCUCGUGGCGAGCGUGGCGCAGCAGGUGGACGGGGAGAACCCGAACCUGGACAUGCGUGAGGGGCGCGACGUGGUGCUCUGCGUGCUGCCGCUGUUCCACAUCUUCUCGCUCAACUCGGUGCUGCUGUGCGCGCUCCGUGCGGGCGCCGCGGUGCUGCUGAUGCCCAGGUUCGAGAUGGGCGCCAUGCUGGAGGGCAUCGAGCGGUGGCGCGUCACCGUGGCGGCCGUGGUGCCGCCGCUGGUGCUGGCUCUGGCCAAGAACCCGGCCGUGGAGAGGCACGAUUUGAGCUCCGUCAGGAUCGUGCUCUCCGGGGCCGCGCCGCUCGGCAAGGACCUCGAGGACGCGCUCCGCCGCCGAGUGCCGCAGGCCGUCUUCGGACAGGGGUACGGGAUGACGGAGGCCGGGCCGGUGCUGUCCAUGUGCCCCGCGUUCGCCAGGGAGCCGACGCCGGCCAAGUCCGGGUCGUGCGGCACGGUGGUGCGCAACGCCCAGCUCAAGGUGGUCGACCCCGACACGGGCUUCUCCCUCGCCCGGAACCUCCCCGGCGAGAUCUGCAUCCGCGGCCCACAGAUCAUGAAAGGCUACUUGAACGACCCCGAGGCCACCGCCGCGACCAUCGACGUCGAGGGGUGGCUCCACACCGGCGACAUCGGCUACGUCGACGACGACGACGAGGUGUUCAUCGUCGACCGCGUCAAGGAGCUCAUCAAGUUCAAGGGCUUCCAGGUGCCGCCGGCCGAGCUGGAGGCUCUGCUCAUCGCGCAUCCGUCCAUCGCCGACGCGGCCGUCGUCUCGCAAAAGGAUGACGCCGCCGGUGAGGUUCCGGUCGCCUUCGUAGUGCGCGCCGCAGAUUCCGACGUCACCGAGCAGGCUAUCAAGGAGUUCGUGUCCAAGCAGGUGGUGUUUUACAAGAGGCUGCACAAGGUGUACUUCACCCACGCGAUCCCAAAGUCGGCGUCAGGGAAGAUUCUGAGGAAGGAACUCAGAGCCAAACUCGCCUCCCCAGCCACAGCCUGAAGAGUUUGUUUACAAGAGACCUUGCAUUGCUCCAUUCCAAUCACUUGAGAACGGCAAUUCAAGAUACACCUUGUGCAGUGUGUGGAAAUGGGGGAUGAAAUUGUGUGUCUAUAUGUUUUUGUAUGCGACUACUCUCACAAUUGAGGAGAACCAUGUAUUGGGUUGGGUCCAUGAUAAUGUUAAAGAUGGUUCAUUUUGAUGUCA